This is a messenger RNA of Meloidogyne enterolobii, 460 nucleotides long. Lineage: Eukaryota; Metazoa; Nematoda; Chromadorea; Rhabditida; Meloidogynidae. The record is from the annotation of a GenBank genome assembly.
AAAAAUGUCUUCAAUAACAUCAAACAAAAGAAAGUUAAAAAAUAUCAUCGAGAUCACUAAAGAAUUGAUAGCAACAGAGGUCAAAGGACCAACAGAAGAAGAUGAUAUUCACGUACUUGAAGGUCAAAUAAGGAAGAUAAAAGCAAUAAAAGAAGAAUUGGAAAGCAACACAAGAAAAAUAGAGAUCAUACAAGAUGAGUGGGAAGCAAACAUUCAAAAAUUGAAGACAAGCGAGAGAAUCGAAGCAGAAAAUGAAAUAACAAAUUUUAUCAACGAAAAUCAGAUAGAAAGUAUUUACAAAAUAGCAAAAACAAAAAUAAGAAAUUGGAAUUCAAUUGAGAUUGACUACUUAGUCAUGAGGUCUCAAAAGGAACCGACACUACAAAACGAACAAAAUACAACAAUGAAUGAAUCUAGAGGAAAUACCCACGUACUCAAACCACCGUUACUAAAACAGUAA